This is a messenger RNA of Calliphora vicina (urban bluebottle blowfly), 1791 nucleotides long. RefSeq names its product facilitated trehalose transporter Tret1. Lineage: Eukaryota; Metazoa; Arthropoda; Insecta; Diptera; Calliphoridae. The coding region runs from base 56 to 1489 and encodes 477 amino acids. The record is from RefSeq and is a predicted model, not a curated record. Gene Ontology annotation, molecular function: transmembrane transporter activity. The transcript is spliced from 3 exons. Gene Ontology annotation, biological process: transmembrane transport. Gene Ontology annotation, cellular component: membrane.
AUAAAUCGAUCAUUAUUAAAAGUACAUAAUUGCUUAAAAUAUAAUACUUCAGAAAAUGUCAUUGCUGCCCACAAUUAAAGAGGAAUCUAAUGCGACAUGGCUGAAACAUAUGUGGCAAUGUCGUUUGCAAUUUGAACUAAUGAUGCCAGCUGCAAUUGUUUUUGUUGCUGGCGGUUUGAAGAUGGGUUGGUCUGUGUACGAAUUACCAGCGGCCCAAUAUGAUACCGAUUUCAAUCCCAAUUUUUUAACAAUCUUAUGGUUUAUUGGUGUAAUUAUGGGUGCUUUGGCGGCAUCACUCUUCGUUGGACGAGUAACCAAAAAUAUUUCUCAUAUUUUAAGUGGAUCUCUUUUAAUUGUUGGUGGUAUAUUAUUCAUCCUUAUGCCUACAACGUACAUUGCCAUUGCAUUCAGUUGCAUAUUUGAGGGCACAGCAUUUGGCUUGCUGCAAUUACAGGCAUUCGUUACUGGCGCGGAGGUGGCCAGCAAAGAUAUACGUGGUUUAGUAAUGUCAACCGAACGUUGUUUUCUAUGGUUUGGAAUACUGUUGCAACUGACAUUCACAUAUAUUUGGUAUGCUUUUGAACCCACAACUGGCCAUACAAUGCAUGUGGAUCAAAUGCAUGGCAUUGCGGUUGCAUGUUUAGGUAUCACAGCCAUUAUCUGGACAUUUAAACUACGAGCUGAAUCUCCUUUGCUGUUGCUGCAGCAGCAACGUGAUGCGACGGCAACUGUGGUAUUGCAACGAUUGCAGGGUACACAUUCAACCAACACUGAAUUGAUGCGCAUGCGUGAGGACUAUUUCCAGUUGUUGUCUAUGGAUGCUGACGACAGUUGUUGGUACAUAUUUCGCAAGUACAACAUGGUGCCUUUAAUCAAAGUAUUUAUUCUGCGUUGUUUUGUUGUACUCUCAAUGUCUCAGCCUUUUAAUCAGAUUUUUUUAUCCGCCAGUUGGCUGGGAUUUGAUUGUGAUAUGAAUUGUUUGUAUACCCUGACAAUGGCCGGCUUGCUGGGCAGUCUACUAGGUGGCCUACUUAUCGAUCGAUAUGGACGUCGUAGAUUGUGUGUUGUUACACUUUUGCCUGCCACCAUUUUUAUGUUUAUUGCGGGUGGCAUUAUGGACUAUCUGACGCAAGCUGAAGUUGCCAUCAUACCAAUCGAUUUGGAAAUUGUUUCCAUACUCAUUCUAUUGUAUCAGUUCAUCAUAUGUACUGGUGUAUCCACUACCGCUGCUGUCUAUCUAUCAGAGGCAUUCACCGUAACACAAAAGCCGAAGUGCAUUGCCGCUGUAUUGAUUGGAGAGAAUUUAUUGCAAAUCUUAUUGACUGUCAUUUCGUUUAAAAUGACCGUCAGUGCAACGGCUUUGUAUUUCGCAAUGGGCGUCAUGUGUUUACAAUUGGGAUUGUACGUGUUCCUUUGUAUGCCGGAAACAAAAAGUUUAACACUGUUCGAGUGUUUACAGAAAUUUAGAGGAGUUUCUUUAAGCAAAUAGAGGUGAAUGACUGACUGCAUUCAUUUGGUUUAAUAUUUAAGUAACAAAUAUGUACGAAUUUUAUUUCAUUUAUGUAUAUUGUGUGUUCUGGUAUAAAUACAUACAAUAUAAAGUUAGUUUAUUACAGAAAAUAAUGCAUAUUUAUUUAGUAUUACAAAAAUUGUAGAAUUUAUAAACUACUUUAAUAAGAUAUUUAUCAAAAUAAUAAUAAUAAUUACAAAACAAAUUCUGGUCACAGAUCAUCAAAAAUAUUUUGUAGAAACAUGACAUUUUAUCAAAUAUAAAUCUACUAUAUGAUAAAA